Molecule: messenger RNA, 1253 nt
Organism: Cutaneotrichosporon oleaginosum
Lineage: Eukaryota; Fungi; Basidiomycota; Tremellomycetes; Trichosporonales; Trichosporonaceae
Source: RefSeq, a predicted model, not a curated record
GUAGAUUCACCUGCACAGCCCCCGCGGCUGCUUGCAGUGACAGGGCACAGUCAAUACAGAGGCUUGUGGCCCAUGGCCUGUAGCCUGUAGGAAUGCUUGACGACAACGACGCCUGUUGGGCGCGGCGGGGCUCGUCGCGUUCAUCGUGAACAGUCACACUCACCCCGUUCCGGGGGCCUCGCGCAUGCCUCGACUCUCCCCCAUGCACCGCUCGUCUUUCACACCCACCCCCCGUCGCGUCGCUGUCCUGUGCUAUUGCGAGUGGUCUCCGCAGCAGCUCAGUCCCCACGCAGGUCACGCACCGCACUCACCUCUCCAUGCUCUCACCCUGCUCUCCUCGCUCUUUCCUCGGUCCUCGCAUCGAGUUCGCGCCUUGCUCGACCCAUCUCUGGUUGAUAUAAAGUCUCUUCUUCGCCUCACCAACUCAUCUCCUCGUCUCAUUGUCACUCUUACUCAUCCACUCUCGCUUUUCACUCCACAUCCAUCACCACCCCCACCACCACCCCCAUCAUCAUGCAGUCCAAGCUCCUCGCCCUCCUCGCUCUUUUCGCUGUCGGCGCCUACGCCCAGAGCGAUUCGGCCGGUGCGUCGCCCAGCGCCGGUGCCGACGGCGAGGGCCCCGCCGGCUCGCCUACCGACAGUGCCACCGACGGCGGUCCCACGGACGGUGCCGCCGACCCCGCCGCGAGCUCUGAGGGUGGCCCCGACGCCUCCGGCGCCCCUGGUGCCGACUCUGCUGUCGUCCCCUCGCCCUCUGCCCCCGGCGCCGCAGGUGCCAGCGGCGCUCCCCGCGCCUCGAGUGCAGUCGCCGGCGCGCCCUCCGCCGCUUCCGCACCCGCCGGCGCCGUGAGCUCGGCCCCUGCCGGUGGCGCUAUGUCCGUGAGCUCGGCGCGCCCCUCGUCCGCCUCGUCGCACGCGUCGUCGCACACCUCGUCCCGUGCCUCGGCGGCGUCAGGUGCCUCCUCGGCGCCUGCGAGAGGCGGCGCCGCCCCUGUCAUGGGCAGCAUCCCUGGCGCCCAGAUCGCCGCCGCCGUCCUCGCUGCAGUCGGCGGUGCUGCCCUUCUCUAAGCGCCUCGCUUCGUUCGACCUAGCAUCUGUAUUUCUCGAUACUAGAGUCUCAGGCCUGUUUUAACUAGUUCGCACGCUCCCAUCCUCCUUUUCCUCUACGGAGGCAUGCAUUGUACAUGUUAAUGCGAGGGCAGUGGGGUUUAGCUGCUGUGUUUGUGAUGAAAGAGGAAGGGGUGGUAGUGCUG